Messenger RNA from Macrobrachium nipponense, 4345 nucleotides. RefSeq lists its product as uncharacterized. NCBI's taxonomy places the organism in Eukaryota, Metazoa, Arthropoda, Malacostraca, Decapoda, Palaemonidae. The record is from RefSeq and is a predicted model, not a curated record. The transcript is spliced from 4 exons. Bases 367 to 4206 code for a protein of 1279 amino acids.
CACAUAUGUCUCACAUUGCACUAGCAACUGAGGAGCCGUUGCAAAGAAAAAGUAACAAUCCUUUAACCUUGAACCUGGUACGAAUCCAGACCAGGACGAGAAAACCAAGCACUUAAUUUCCUUCCUUAUUCCUUUAUUUACAAGGUCAUCAUUGCCAUGAUGGAGGUCCUUUGCAGCGCACACAGUCUUUAUCAUGGGUUAUAGGCUUGAGAUAUUCUCAUCAAAAUCAAAUUGAAAGUACAUUUCAUUUAUCAGGUCUUUAAUGGUUAAUUGUGUAUACAUAAAUCUCCUUUGAAAGAGAAAAUCAUUUAUCAGGUCUUUAAUGGUUAAUUGUGUAUACAUAAAUCUCCUUUGAAAGAGAAAAUAAUGGCCUAUUCAAAAAGUACAUACUUAGGGGAGGAGAGACUUUACUAUUUUAGUGGGAAAGUAAGAGCAUUUUGGAAGGACAAAGUUUUUUUCUUGGAUCAGAAAAAUGCUGCUAUUGUUGGCUUUGAGAAAUUGUAUAUUAAUGGACAUAGAGCAUCACAGACAGAUUUGCAUACUUUGCAUGCAGUGGUUGAAGACAGUGAUUGGAACACGUCUCCAGAUCUUUAUUCUUAUGUUGUGAAAUAUAGUUCUAAUGAAGUUCAUCCAUGGCCUUAUAAAUUGAAAGGGAAAGUACUUUGGUUUGCAUAUUUUGCAUGGAUAGGAACAAUACCAAAAGCUGUUGAACAACAGCUUGAGAGGUAUAAUGUUGUGUAUAUGCCUGUUUCUUAUUACACUGGGAAGUUGACUAGUGUAUUUGCUAAUAAGCUUUUACUAUUUGGUGAUUCUCGAAAUAGUGUAAUGGUACAGAGCAGAGAUUUGUCUUUUUAUGGGCAAAAUGUUGAUUGCAGAGAAGCUUUGCUGAAUGUGGAGCAUCAUGCUCCCCUUAUUCAUGCAUUUAUUAUUAGCUUACAGUUUCUUACAAAUGAGAAUUUUGAAGGACCAAAACCCCACAUACCCACUUGUCCUGUUGAUAAAAAUAGUUCAACCACGUGGCUAGCAAAAUUUGCUUGGGUAGGGGAAAUGCCUUAUGAAUAUAAGCAGCUACUAAAAAGAUUCCAGAUCAUUGAGAUCAAUGAAUGGAAUUCUUUAUGCCAAAUUGGAGGGAACGUACAGUAUCCCUUAAGCAGUCCUGAGAAUUGUUCACAGGGAACUUUAUUUUCUGUUCCUGAAGGUGCUAAAGGGAAUAGGAAUAGGACUAGAACUGUUGCUGAGCCAUUACUUGUUUCAACACAAAAAGGGCCUGCAAUUGUUAAGGGUUUAUUAUUAGCAGCCAGCAAUGAUUAUGGCCUCAUCAACAGUUCUUUAGAUGUUGUUAUUUUCAGUGUAGAAAAUUUUUACGUUGAUGGGGAGAUAUACAGGGAUGGAAAGCCUCUAGAUGAAUUCUUUCAUGACAGAAGUGUCUCAUUAACAGUAUGGAAAGUGCCCCUUAAGGAGCCUGUCCUAGUUUUUGAUAUCUAUGUGAUGUGGAGAGCAGUAUGUGUAUGGUUUGGUAUUCCACCAAAAAAUAUGGAAGCUAUUAAGAAGUGUUAUUAUAAUGGAACCAUCAGUGGGUCAGUGCCUCAAGCUCUUAACACAACCAGUGAUAAAAGGUAUACUCUGGUUUUGGGCAGAAUAACCAGUAUAUCAUAUAACUAUGGUUAUGCUAUAGCUGAAGUAGGGAAUACCACCAUAGAUAUCUCAUUUAAACGAAAAGCAUUAUACAUGAAAGGAUAUAAACUGCAUUCUAAAUGUAAUUUGCUUGAAAUAAAGGGAGAUCUUGAGGCUAGCAUUUGGAGCAUGUUAGUAUAUCCUGUAAAUAACGACAGUGAAGUCAUGUACGCUGCUCUAGCACUUUGGGAGGAAACAUACCAACAUUAUGUUUCUUCUGACUUAUUAUACAGAAUACUUCUUGAGGGACGUAAUGUUGCGCCAGAAGAUUUUCAUGCCCCUGAAGUUGCUGAAUCAUCUGAUAAGUCAGAGGAUGAUAAGAUAGGUCUCCACAUGACUGGCAUGAUAGUUAAAACUACUCCUGAAUAUGGCAUAAUAGAGACUAAGAGUAUUACAAUUGAGCCCUCUUAUGUUUUCUUUUCACGAGCAAAUUUUUUUAUUGAUGGGACUGUUCCUGACGUCCAUCAAAUGUUACAUCAGGUAGACAAGAAGCGUCAAGUUAACCUGUAUGCUCGUUCUACAAAGUAUCAAAUAAUCAAUGGUUACCCUGUCACAAUGCAAGCUACUUUAGCAUGGAUGGGGAAAAAGUCCUCAGAAAGUAAAAGACUUUCCUCAAAAAUGCCAGUCGAGUUACCUGUUGGAGGCAAGUCAGCCAUUGAGCACAAUGAAGUUAAUUUAAUUAACACUAAAGCUAAUUUAUCCUCUCAAGAAGGCAGUGUCAAGAAGGCCUUAAAAUUGAUCAAGACUAAUAGUCCUGUUAUGGAACAUAGACGGGGGCGUUUUGCUCAGUUACAAAAUAGGUAUGGUGUCAUUCAAUGUGGCUUUGAAGGAAAAGGUUGUAGUACUUACGUACUGUUUGACUUUUCGGUGGUAUGGAUUGAUGGUGAUCGUGUAGAACUCCAUGAAAGCCUUGAUGACAGCAUUAUUGAGGAUGAAGUACAAUGUAAUUUGCUUGCAUAUGAAAUAUCUGCGGUCAAAGUUGGGUCAUUCCAGGUGAAUAUGCAAGCCUCAGCUGUUUGGCUUGGGAAAAAGCCAAGUCAUAUAGCUCUUCCUGAAGUUCAGUCUCCAUUGAAAGCUAUGGAAGCAAUAGUUCAGCAAGAUAAAGGCAAACCAGAAGUAAAACGAAAGCCAAUGAAGAAAUACUUAAUAAAGAAACAGGGAAAUGAAUGUAAAAACAUUUCAAAAAAAUUAUCUAAUGUUAAAUUGACAAAUAAGAAAGGACUGGUUCCUGUUUCCUUGGAAGAUAUUGCGGAUAGCCUUGAUAAACCCCACGUUGGGAAACAUGUCACUGGCCGUAUUCUUAAGUUAAUGAAAGGCUGUGGCAUAGCUAUGUGGAGCUGUGCAGCAAAGGAAGGUGAGGUAUAUAUGUUUUUCUUUAAGAAAAAUGUAUAUGUUAAUUUGUGCCCUAUGGAUGAAAGUUACAAAGUUGACAAAAGUAAAAUAUUCAACUUUUAUGUUCUUCCAGUUUUACAUAAAACUCUAGGAGUUUACAGAAUUAGCCUAUAUGCAACCUGUGGCUGGAAAGGAAGUAAACCUCAUGAUAUUCCAGUGCCAGGUGAACAGGAUCAUGCUCGGAUUACUUUAGAUAAUGUUUAUGCACUUGAGGUUAAGAUGGGAAGGACUGUACCGGCAUACAUAGUCAAGUUGAAGGGAAAUAAAGGGAUUGCAAGGUGGCGUUCCCAGCCCCAUGGAGGAGAUAUAUUCAUUGAAUUUAAUAAAAGCAUAACCUGUGAUAAUAUUAAGACAUUCUUUGACAAGGGUCUUGAGGAUGAGGAGAACCCUCGACCAUGUCUCUUUCAUGUCAGGCCAAUUGAACACAAGGAGAUAGGAGAUUAUGUUGUUAGUCUUACUGCUACAUGUGGUUGGUUAGGCAAAAAACCAGCUCAUUUCCCUAAGCCAAAAACAAAUCAUGAACCAACUUUAUUAGGACAGAAACUUCAUGUCCGUCCUGUACCUCUUGAUAUUCUUGAAGCUGCUGCAGCAAUGGCAAUAGGGGAUGCACCAGAUCCUGGUCAGUUACAGACCAAAGAAGAGGGCCUCAGUGCCCUUGAUAGUGUUGAAGCUGAUCUUAACAAAAGUUUAGGAAAUAAAGAAAAGAAGAGAAAUAAAUUGGAAAUUUGGGAAAAUGAUGAAAUUGAUGAAAUAACCAUGGAAGGAGUUAUUGUUGAGUUGUAUUCAAAUGUUGGAAGACUCCAAGGAGGUGAUGGAAAGCAACACUUUUUUUCCCGAGAAAACAGUUACCUGUAUGGAGUUUGUCUUAACUAUGUAGAGUUAUGGCACGUUCUCGUUCAAGAUGAAAUUGUUUCCUAUAAACUUACUGAAGUGAGCACUGGAGAAUCAAAAAUUAGCAAAAUGUGGAUUGGUCCAGAGAAUGUUGCAGUGGAUGAAGCUGUUGUGCAUAUAAACGAGUGGUGUAACAAGUACUCUGUUCCUGAUGGAGCUAAGGAACUCUUGAUUCAUCAGCUUGAAUUGUCCCAAGAUAGCAGUGAGAAGGAGAAAAAUAGCAGUGAAAAGGAGAAAAAAGUUACUUAACAUUAAAAAGGUAGCCAUUAUGAAAAUAUUUUAAUUUAAAGGUAACAUUAUAUACAGACUUGACUGUUUCAUUUAAACUGUUAAAUCACUCAUAAUAGACUUGUAUAACUGGAGAAAAAAUUUAAUUGCCAACAGGAAA